UCACUCUAUGGAGCAGGGCAGCUUUCCAGUCUCUACCCUCCCUUCCCUCUGACAGAACAGCCUCCCUUCUUCUUCUUCUCCCUCCUCCUGUCACAGGACAGCCUCCCCCUCCUGUAUCACAGGACACACUGAGCACCCCCCUUGCCUGCUGGAUGACAGGACGCUCCUACCCGGGUCUACACCAUGAAGGGCUAAUUAAAAAGAAAAGAGCAAAACAAGAAGGGAGCUAAGCCUAGGGCUUUGCGUGGGGCCGUCCGCCUACAGCGGCAAGUACCUAUGUGAGCCAUGCUGGAUGUAUCCCAGAGGUGGAGGAUGCAAUAGGUGCAGAUCACAGUCUGGAACUGGGUGAAGAAACAAAAAAUAAAACAUCAAAAAGGCCAGUGGAAUAGAUGAGAGGCUGGCCAACAGAAAUCUCCUGCUGCACCGAGCAGCGUCACCAUGGUAACCAGAAAAUACAAUUAAAAAGGCAAGGGAAGCAGAAGCAGAUGAGUAGCCUGCUCCUUACCUUUGGACAGAAGGAAGCAAAAUAAUUAUGCAGAAGAGAAAAGGGUAUAUGAAGGAUACGGUCACCCAGUGGAGACGGGAAUUGUCUUUUCAUUAAAAAAAAGGAAUGUGUCACUUCAACCUCAAGGGAAGGGGAGUGCCAUGACAUCUGCUGAGGAGACCAUCUACAUGAGGUUGUGUGCUUCUUUUUUACACACUUGUUAGGGUUGACACUUACUGUCCAAUUUGAUUGUUAUCUCACCUGACACAAAGGUUAAACGAUAAAACAUCUCUGUCAGAUAGAGAGGAAGGAUAAAGAGAGAGGGAGAAUCUCCACCUCUGGCAACCACCUACCAUGGGAUGUCGGCAAAGUGCGGAGGAGAAAGAGGCAGCAAGGCGAUCGCGCAGGAUUGACAGGCACCUGCGCUCUGAAAGUCAGCGCCAACGACGAGAAAUCAAACUGUUGUUACUUGGAACCAGCAAUUCUGGCAAAAGCACCAUUGUCAAGCAGAUGAAGAUAAUUCACAGUGGAGGGUUCAAUCUAGAAGCAUGCAAGGAAUAUAAACCCCUCAUAAUUUAUAAUGCCAUCGACUCACUCACUCGCAUCAUAAGAGCACUUGCCACUCUGAAGAUUGAGUUUCACAACCCUGACCGCGCAUAUGAUGCCGUACAGCUCUUUGCGUUGACUGGCCCUGCCGAGAGCAAGGGUGAAAUAACAUCUGAACUGCUAGGAGUGAUGAAGCGACUCUGGGCAGACUCGGGAGUGCAGGAGUGCUUCUGUCGCUCUAAUGAGUACCACCUAGAAGAUAAUGCUGCUUAUUAUCUCAAUGACCUUGAGAGGAUAGCAGCAGUUGAGUACAUCCCGACAGUGGAAGACAUCCUGCGAUCUCGAGACAUGACCACAGGCAUUGUGGAGAACAAGUUUACCUUCAAAGAGCUUACUUUCAAGAUGGUCGAUGUUGGGGGUCAGCGGUCUGAACGGAAGAAAUGGAUUCACUGCUUUGAGGGUGUGACAGCUAUAAUAUUCUGUGUGGAACUCAGUGGAUAUGACUUGAAGCUUUAUGAGGAUAACCAAACAAGCCGCAUGGCAGAAAGCCUUCGCCUGUUUGACUCCAUCUGCAACAACAACUGGUUCAUCAACACUUCUCUAAUUCUCUUCCUCAACAAGAAGGACCUCUUAGCUGAGAAGAUCCGACGCAUCCCACUCACCGUCUGCUUUCCCGACUACAAGGGACAGAACACGUAUGAGGAAGCAGCUGUCUACAUCCAGCGUCAGUUUGAGGACUUAAACCGCAACAAGGAGACCAAGGAGAUUUAUUCACACUUCACCUGCGCUACGGACACCAGCAACAUUCAGUUUGUAUUUGACGCAGUGACAGAUGUUAUUAUCCAGAACAAUCUGAAAUACAUCGGCCUGUGCUGAGUGUUUACACUGGAGCCUGCACAGGAAAUAGGGCACAUCUUUAACCCUGAGACCAUGUGCCAGGGGGGAAAAAAGUAAACACUAAUAUAAGGGUGAGGCUACUAAACACAGAAGUUCCCCACUUACAGCACUGAAAGUCCAGAGUGAACCCCUCACCCACACAAACUUCAUUUUCACGGGGAAGGAGAUCAUGGCUGGAUGUCUUCAGGUUGAUAAGGUGUCCAGGAAAAUGAUGUAUGUAUUUGCUCCCUGUAUCAAGUAUGUGUGGUGUGCGUGUGUUGUAUGUUGAUCUGUUUGUGUCUGACUGGUGUCUGAUAUGAUAAACCUAUGAAGAUCUCUGGAUUUGUGUGACAUUUUCUGGCUGCCCACGAGGAUCUAAGAUGUGUCAGAUAUGGAGCGGUCAGUGUAACUGCUGGGUUCUGACAGAAAGGAUGCUUUGUUGCCAGCACCGAACAAACAAAAAAUAAAACACCUGGCACCUACUGUAUGUGCCAAAGCUACACAGGGUUCAGUAUUUUACUGUUGUGCAUUUGCAACACUUAGCUGCAUAAUAAGAUAACAUUUGGGUGCUUAAAUGGCUGCAGCUACAGAGAAAGCAAGCUAACCCGUGUUCUCAGUCAUGUAGCUUUACUUCAUAAUGAGAUGCACAAAGCAAAGUGAAAUUCUUACCACCCUCCUCAAAAACAAUAGAAAUAUUUCCUAGACUCAUACUAAAGUGUUUAUUAAAGUGCAGAUCCUGACAUCAGAGAGUAUACAUUUGAACAGUAUCUAAUGACAUUUUUGGAACAAGCAACUAGUAUGAUUUAUAGAUAGUAUAUCAUAUUAAAUACUAUUAAAUGCCAAUAUAAAGUAUACAAACUUGAAGGGCUUUCUAUCUUACUUAACAUCCAACUGAAAACCUCCAGAGUUUUGUUUUUGUUUUUAAAGUUUUUUUUUAAGGUCAGGCUUACUCCAUAAUGUAGAUUAUAAUAAAAUUGCUGAUGUAUCUUUACUGAGUAUGAUAUAUUUCCCAUCUAGAGCAAUAUUCAAUUAGUGUCGAAAUUUUCGACAGGGCGGAAGGACGUCACUUUCCGCCGAUAAUCAGCACUUCCCGACACUUCAUUAUUCAAUUAAAGUGCCGGUUUUCCGCUCUGUCGAAAAUGCAGAAAUGCUGAAAAACACAUGGAUGAGCUGAAACUUGGCUCAUCCAUGUGUUUUCGACCCUGCCGCUGUCGAAAACGGGUCCGAUUUCGACCAUUCAUUUUCGCUCAUAAGAGAGGAUGAAAAUUAAUGGUCUGAAUCUGUGGGGAAACGGGCGGAAACAGCCCGCAAUAGAAUAGUGAAGUGUCGGACUCUCAGUGUUGGAGAGGAUCUGACACUAAUUGAAUAUGCCCCCUAAACUGAUAAGCCUGUUUUGCAGCUGCUUACUGUUGCAACUGAACAACAGUAGUUAAUAUACUAACUUAGGUAACUAGACAUGUUUGUCUGUAACCCUGAAAGUUCCCACCAUGUUUUGUAGGCUAUCCAGCAGUGUAUCUGCACCACAAGAGCCUGUACUUUGCCAUCUGUGCUUUGCUAUAUUGUAAUACUAGAAUUUCUCGACCUAUCCAACCGCCACCACCAAAUCUGAUGCAAAAAUGGCGCUGAACAGGCUCCAGCUGCCGGCUUUCCACACUAACAUAACUGUUGAGAUCCUUUAUCCUGCAAAGUCCUGCACUAUUUUUCAAAAAGAAAAACACAGGACAUUUUUAGGACAUUUAAAAAAAAAAAAAAAAAGUGCUUGACUAUUUUUAUUUGUUAAGAAAAAAAUAAAAAAAGGAAAAAAACACUGGAAAAAUAUAAAACACUGGCUAUUUAUUUUGCAAAAAACAAACAAAACAAUGAAAAGAAACUUUCUGCUUCUAAGUGUUCACACUGAGAAACAAAGACUUUCUGUGUUAAAGAUAAACAGUGUGGCGAGGCCUACCAUUUUUUAUUUCCUUAAACCUACUACAUUACUAAGGAGGCGUCAGUGGAGCAAUAUGAACAAUAACUCAAUGUGAUAAUCUAUAGGCCCAUCGUAAGGACGCAAAGUUCCUCUAUUUUCUGGCAGUAGGGUUGCUAAUUCUGGAUGCCUGUGGGAAGUCUGUGUGUAAAUAAGUGAGACCAUGUAAAGCACAUCCACUUGGUAUGUUAAUUCCUCUCCUUCCAGCUUCAUGUGUAACUCAAGUCACACAGUGUCCUCCUGAAAAUAUAGCACCCCAAAAAAAGUGUAUGACUCCUCUGCCAAGGGCUUAAAUCCUCAGGGUCCGCGAGGCCUGCAACACACUAUGUACCUGUUACAUGGCGUUGCCCAGAGUGCCUUGCAGGCUUCUUUGCCCCUGAAGACUGACACUACAAUCUCAGAAUGAAAUCUCUACUGGCGAAAGGGAAAUAAAGAUUUUGAACGGUU
Pseudophryne corroboree (corroboree frog) is the source of this 4316-nucleotide messenger RNA. RefSeq names its product G protein subunit alpha z (gene GNAZ). Lineage: Eukaryota; Metazoa; Chordata; Amphibia; Anura; Myobatrachidae. Gene Ontology annotation, cellular component: heterotrimeric G-protein complex. Gene Ontology annotation, molecular function: G protein-coupled receptor binding; GTPase activity; G-protein beta/gamma-subunit complex binding. The record is from RefSeq and is a predicted model, not a curated record. Gene Ontology annotation, biological process: adenylate cyclase-modulating G protein-coupled receptor signaling pathway. The transcript has 3 exons. The coding region runs from base 839 to 1906 and encodes 355 amino acids.